AUGCAGUCUAAACAACUGAGGAAACCAGAUACACAAACAGUAUCAAGUUCCUGUGAAAGCUUUUCCAGUACUAAUAUUGAAGCUAUAGAAGCUGUGGAAUCAGGUAAUUCCCCUAGAAAGAACAUCAAUUCAUUAUACUCAACAGUAGGAGCUAAUCAUGUUGAUACUAGCUCUGUUUCUAGCAGUCUUGGUGGUGACGAUAUUAGCAGUGAAGAUAGUGACUCUGAAAACUCUCAAGUACUUAGUGGCAAAGAGUUGAAGUCUGUGGAAAGCUUAAGUGAAGGUGAUCAUGACAUCAUAAGAGGACGUCCUUCAGCCUGUGUCUUUGUUGCCAGCUUAUGUUCGAACAAAACUGAUGAUGAAUUAUGCAUUUCUGUCACUGAACACUUUCAACAAUGGGGGAAACUAGCAACAGUAAAGGUUUUGAGAGAUACCUGUAAUCGUCCAUAUGCAUUUGUUCAAUACACUAAAGAUGAAGAUUCAAAGUUGGCAAUUGAAGAGGGUCACAAUUCUCUCUUAGAUGGUAGAAACAUUCGAUGUGAAGCGGCCAAGGUUAAUCGUACUUUAUUCAUCAGCUCAAAAUCAUUUCUCACUGAAGAACUUAUUCGUGAGAGGUUAAGUGCUUUUGGUGAAAUUGAAGAAUUAGUCCCAAGUAAUUCCAAGGGAGAAAUUUUCUCGUCUGGAAUUGCAUCUAGAGGUUACAGAAACUGGUUUUGUAAAUUUGUCUAUCGGGAUGAUGCAAUUAGGGCGUUUGCCAAUUUGACUGAAGAAAACCUUUAUCGUGUUGAUUGGGCUCAAAAUAUCGACAAGAGCAAUGCUAGGAACCACGUAACUUUUCAAUAUUCUCUGCAUAGCGAUGACAAUGAUGAAAACUUGGAAAAAUUGAAGUUUGACAAGUACUCAGUUUUUGUUGGCCAUUUAAACUCUGAGGUUGAAGAGAAUGAGCUCCAAGAUAGGUUUGAACGUCAUGGUACUAUCAGUGAAAUGAAUUUAGUGAAAAAGCCAAAUAACACCUUUGCCUUUAUUAAAUUCAAAAAGGAAAGUAGUGCUGCAAGUGCUGUUGAAAGAGAAAACCAUUCCAUGUUUUGUGGCAAAACCAUGCAUGUCCAAUACCGUGAAGUACAUUCGCCUGUCGCUAAAACCACCCCCUUUGGUGUAGCAUUGGCCCCACCACCAAUUAAUCUAACAAAAAGAUUGCUGGCUACUCCAAGUAGAGCGACUGAAGGUUCUAGAUUUCACACAAGCAAAACUCAGUUUGAAAUAUCCAAACCCAAGUUUAACCACUAUCCUUCAAAUACAUUCAAUAAGAGUUUUAACAGAAUUGGAGGAAAGUAUUCCAAUGGGAAACACUAUAAUUCAUUCAAGAGAUCAUAUGGUUCAGGUUAUAAUAAUAGUGGUGCGUAUGGCGGGUCCAACUAUAACCCUAGCAAACCUGGAAGUAAAUCUUUUGACAGCAAGAAGAAUGAUUAUUACACCUGGCUGGCAUCCAACCCCACCCAAUUAGGUCUUCAUGGUGAAUCCCCAUUCAAGGGAUAUCCUGGUAUUAGCCGAGAUAUAUCAGACUUCAAAUCCAAGAGAAGUUUGGAUGGAAAAAGUGAAGCUAGUGGUAGCCGUGGUAGUGGAAACAAGUAUGACCACAAGGCUAUGAAUAAUAAUAGCAGAGGUUCCAACAUUAAUAACUCUGGCUAUCCUCUUUUCUAUUAUUUUCCAAAUAAUGACUUAAUGGCCAAUUUUGCUGCUGGCAGUAGUUCUGGUCCUGCUCCUUAUUAUAAUAUUUAUCAGCAAUACUACCCUACUUAUGAUCCUAGCGAUUAUCCACCUACCAGUGGCACUCAUGCAUCAUUCGCUAUUCCAAAUUAUAUGUAUUAUCCUAGCGAAUCUGAAAUUGCUUCUAAUGAAAAGAAGACUUAG
Spathaspora passalidarum NRRL Y-27907 is the source of this 1911-nucleotide messenger RNA. RefSeq lists its product as uncharacterized. Gene Ontology annotation, molecular function: RNA binding. Bases 1 to 1911 code for a protein of 636 amino acids. The transcript has 2 exons. The record is from RefSeq and is a predicted model, not a curated record. Lineage: Eukaryota; Fungi; Ascomycota; Pichiomycetes; Serinales; Debaryomycetaceae.